Brassicogethes aeneus is the source of this 2319-nucleotide messenger RNA. The record is from the annotation of a GenBank genome assembly. Lineage: Eukaryota; Metazoa; Arthropoda; Insecta; Coleoptera; Nitidulidae.
UUCAAAACACACACGUGCUCGCUCCAACCUCACUUUUACCUUGUAAACACGAAUUUUAAAACUUUUAAACAAAAAUGACGGUGAAUUUUAAUUUUAAAGGCGGUGGCUCCAUAAUUAAACUCAAACCUGCCUUCUCGCCUGAUGGAGAGAAUGUGCUUGUAUCAUGGAAAAGUUCACUUAUGGAGUACAGUGUUAAGACAGGGAAGUUGGUGUAUGAAUUCAAAGGGAUCCAAGGCCCCAUGGCGGGUUUCGCCUUUUAUAGAUAUGAUUCUUUUGACUGUGUUAUUGCCUGUUCGAAAACCGGUCAGGUUAUAAUUUGGAAGUCCGUUACACACUUUAAAAUACACGAAAAGAAAAUUAAAAUAGAUAAUAUUAAAAGUUUUAACAUAAUACCAGAAGAAGAUGAGGGCAAAUUAACUGCAUUAAUUUCAUACAAAAUUGAUGAAAAAAUAAGGUUUGCUUUAGCUGAUAUUAGAGAAGGAACAAUCAAAGAAACAAGCCUUGAAAUUCUGGAUUGUCUUUACCAUGUAAGUGUAGGAGGAAAUAAGUAUUUUGGCGUAGUACAAAAUAACUUUUUGUAUUAUGUUGAAUUCGAAAACACUGAAAAAGUGUAUAGAUCAAACACCAAAUUUAAAAGGUACUUUACAUGCAUAUCUUGCCACCCAACGGAAGAGUUAGUAUUAACAGGUGACAAAACUGGAAAAAUUGUGGUUUGGCAAAAUUUAUCUGCAGCUAAACCAACUCAAGCCGUUUACCAUUGGCACACCCUUCCAGUAAAAUGGGUGGAAUUUUCCACAGCCGGUAGCUAUUUUUACAGCGGGGGUGGGGAAUGUGUGUUGGUAAAAUGGAAUUUGGAAAAUUCCCAGGAUAAAAAGUUUUUGCCCAGGAUAGCGGCGCCGAUAGAUAAAAUCACCGUUUCGCUUGAUAAUAGCUUUGUUGCCAUCUGCACCACGGAUAAUGCAGUGAGAAUUUUGGAUACCCGGAUGAAUCAAGUGAGUUUGAUUCAGCAUUUGGUUAUUGGUAGUACGUUUAGCAGUGGAAUUGUUUAUGAUGCCAGAACUAAGACAUUGGUUAUGAAUGGGAAUGUUGGACAUGUGCAGUUUUAUUCGCCCUUGGAUAAAUCUCUGUUGUACAAUUUGGAUAUUGUGGGACAAAACAAAAUUACCAACGAAAGAAGUUGCAACAUAGAAAACACUGAAGUUAAAAAAAUAGCAAUAAGUAAAUGUGGUUUUUGGCUUGCCACUGUAGAAAAAAGGGAGAAUUUAAAAUACCACAUGGAAAUAAGGCUUAAAUUUUGGAAAUUCAAUGAAAAACAACAAACGUUUGAAUUAAACACUUCAAUAGAAUAUCCACAUGAAAACACAAUUUUAAAUGUUUUAUUUCAACCUGCCGCCAACAAGGCAGGUUUAAAGUGUGUUACUGUUAGUGAAGAUGGUAAAUUUAAAAUUUGGCAACUGACGGAAAUUAAUUCGGUAUACAGAAAGGGGGUAGUUUGGGAAUGUUACGGUGUAGGUUACUUUAGGGACCUCCCCUGUAGAGGGCUCUCAUUCUCGAUAGACGGUUCCCUAAUGGCCAUUGGUUUUGGCCCCAUAUUGACCACCUGGUUGCCUGAUACCUGUGAGGUAAAGUGCACUUUAAUUCACCCCAACUACAGAGACAACGUGACUCACGUUGAGUUUGGAAAAGGAAGCGAUUGUCACCUUAUUGUGGCCGCCAGCGCUUUGCAUUUGAAUGUGUGGAAUUUGCUGACGUUGAAUUUGGUUUGGACUGUGUCGAUUGAGGUUUCCAGUUUGGUGGCUGAUACGUUAACUUCGCAUAUGGCUGUUGUAGUCAAACAAUCAAAAGUUAUUGUUUUUACUCCUGGAUCUCCAAAACCAAUUUACAAAAGUAAAAAAAUAAAGGAUAGAAAAAUUGUGACUGCAAGUUUUGUACCUAGUAGAUACAGUAAUGAUGCGACGUUAAAUUGGAGUGAAAGGUCGGCUUUAUAUUUUAUUGAUAGUAAAAAUGAGUUAUUCUGUCUUAGUACUGAUAAAGAACAAUCUUAUAGUAUUGAGGAAGAAGAAAGAAUACAAAAAUCUAUUUAUUCCAUGUUAAAACCAAAUAAGAAAAGUACAGGUGUUAAAUCACAGAAUCCUUCAAAACACUUAUUUGAGCAUGAUAUGAGUCAUAAAGAUUUAAAAUCGUAUUUGGAUGCUCCAGCUCACACAAUGGUACCAGUACGAUUCAUGUGUCGUGUUUUACUCAAUUCCCUAGUUUUACAAAAGGACAAAUCAAAAGAAGAAAUAAUAACAUAGUUUUGUUAAUUUUAAUAAAUUUUUA